Alternaria rosae is the source of this 2661-nucleotide messenger RNA. RefSeq lists its product as uncharacterized. The record is from RefSeq and is a predicted model, not a curated record. Gene Ontology annotation, biological process: proteolysis. Gene Ontology annotation, cellular component: cytoplasm. Bases 1 to 2661 code for a protein of 886 amino acids. Gene Ontology annotation, molecular function: calcium-dependent cysteine-type endopeptidase activity. The transcript is spliced from 3 exons. NCBI's taxonomy places the organism in Eukaryota, Fungi, Ascomycota, Dothideomycetes, Pleosporales, Pleosporaceae.
AUGACCUCUGAGAGAAGCGAGGAUACACAAACCGGCGCACCUCAGGAGGUCAUCAACGAAUUUUGGAAUAAUCUCAUUACGAAGCGGCCCGCGAAGGUGACCAAGAUCUUUCCACCGAGUUUGUACGCGCAUCUACUGCCUACGCAGCGUAAAGAGGGGACAGUUACAGGAAAGAAUGCAGCCGAAUCCUACGAAGCGGCCGCUGCGCAAUGUCGCGCUCGCGUUCAACGCGUCGUCAAAGAAUGCCAUCGCACAAACGAGAAGUUCACCGAUGCAGACUUUGACAUUGAAGAUUUGUCGGAUGAAAACUGCUUACAUGGCCUCAUGAGCUGGUUCAAAGAGGAGCCAGCCAAAUCGUCGAAUCCACAAGUUAGCCCUAUGCGGCUGGGCAACGCUCUCUCCACGCUGAUCCAAAGUGGGGUAGUCAUGUCUGAUGGCGCGGUCUUCGAUUUCACAGCGACAGCCAAGCUUCUGACCAACAGGCCAAACAGCAGUAAGACUGGUCCCAAUUCUGUGCAUCGUGUCGAUUGGAUCUUCGAAAAGCCACGGUUCGAACUCGAUGGCUUCUCCAGCUCCGACCUCAGACAAGGCUCGAAUGGCGAUUGCUGGUUCAUUGCUGCUGUGGCCACCAUCUGCAGCAACCCCGUUCUAAUGAACAAAAUCUGUGUUGCUAGAGACGAGGAGUGUGGUGUCUAUGGCUUUGUCUUCUACAGAGACGGCGAGUGGAUCUGGACAGUCAUUGACGACAACCUCUACCUUGAAUACAGCGAUUUUGACACCGCUUUUGGGGACCAGUAUGACCCAGCGAAUGCCAAGGAGAUGAAAUAUAAGAAGAACAAUCAGACGGGGUCCGAAGCGCUGUAUUUCGCAUCUUGUGUUGAUGAGAAUGAAACGUGGCUACCACUGUUGGAGAAGGCAUACGCCAAAGUGCACGGAGACUACGACGCCAUUGCCGGUGGUUGCAGCGGCGAAGCAGUGGAAGACCUGACAGGAGGCGUCACAACGAAGAUCCUUACUGAUCGCGUGCUGAGUAAGAAACGAUUGUGGGAAGAAUUACUUCAAGCCGGGAAGGAAUUCCUCUUCUCAGCUUCCUCACCAGGCAUGGAUGGAGAUGACUCGGACGCUCGCAGGGGGCUUGCUUUGAGCCACGCUUAUUCGAUCUUGAAGGCUGUUGACGCUGAGGGUGAGGACGGUACGAAAUACCAAUUGGUUCUGAUUCGUAACCCCUGGGGUAAACGAGUUCAUGCUGGCAUGGGUGAGUGGACAGGUCCCUGGUCCGACGGGUCUCGGGAAUGGACGACGUAUUGGAUGGACAAGUUGGGCCAUAAGUUUGGAGACGACGGCUUGUUCUGGAUGUCUUACGAAGAUUUGCUCAAAAGAUUCGAUCUUCUUGACCGCACGCGGCUCUUCAAUGAGGAUUGGACCGUGGUGCAGCGCUGGACGAGCGUACCGGUGGCUUGGGUCACCGGAUACGUGAACACGAAGUUUUCGGUUGAGAUUAAGAAAUCUGGGCCGACCGUCUUCGUGUUGUGUCAGCUGGAUGAGCGCUACUUCAAGGGUCUGGAAGGCAAAUACGACUUCGACUUGCACUUCAUAUUGAAAGAGCAGGGUUCUGUAGCAGGCGACUACAUCAUACGCGCUCGAGGUGCAUGGUUCGGCAACCGCAGUAUCUCUGCCGAGGCUGACCUUGAAGCCGGAGUAUACGAAGUCUUGCCUAAGAUUGAGGCUUCAAGAAACAAAGAGGCUCCAGACGUCCCGGAAGUUGUCACCAGGUUGGCAGAACGCAAUCCGCAAAAGCUUAGGCAAAUUGGUCUCAAUUACGAUAUCGCAAAUGCCAAGGGCAUCUUCGAGCUAUCCGAAGAACAGCAGAAGAAGAAGGAACAGAGAAAGAAAGAGGCGAUGGAGAAGAAGAUGAAGGAUGAGGAGGCGAAAGAGAAAGAGAAGGCUGAAUUCGAAGCGUGGAGAAAGGAAAAGGCAGAAUUUGAAACGUGGAAGAAGGAAAAGCAAGCUGAGUACGAGGCUUGGAAGAAAGAGAAGAACGAGCACGAGACGGAAGAAGACGCUGAAGAGGCGGACAAGUCCGAGGAAGUACCAAAAGACAAUGACACGCUCCCGGAGCAACGAAGCGCGGCGGAUGCGCCUGAUGAUGCUGACCACGACACCGAGCAACCCACCUCACCCAAUGCAAAGGACACGCCAAACGCCCCAGCCAACCUUACGAUCCAGCUGAAAGACUCCCCAAACAAGACAGAACCCGCUACAGAACCCACACACGAACCACACAACCCAAGCAACAACAGUGGCGGAGAUCACACACCCACCUCCGAGAUCUUUCCCAAUUCACCUUACAACAGUCCAUCACCCCAGCCCCGCAGCCCCUACCAACCGUUCCCACCCCCACCACGCUACCACUCCCAGCCACCACCAGAAUUCCGCAGAUAUCCCCACCCCCGUGGAAACCAUGUUUACAGUGGGGCUCCUCCCCCACGAGACGUUCCUCAAACGCAAGAGCCUAAGCCGUGGAAUGCCGUCUGUGUGUUGGGUCUGAGAGUGUAUAGUCAGGAUCCUGAAGUGAGCAUUAAGUUGGUGAAGCCGAAGGAUGAUGAGGAAUGUGCGAUUUUGGAUGUCGAUGGGGAGACGGCGGCGGGGGCGACGAUGUGA